Molecule: messenger RNA, 1140 nt
Organism: Cotesia congregata
Lineage: Eukaryota; Metazoa; Arthropoda; Insecta; Hymenoptera; Braconidae
Source: the annotation of a GenBank genome assembly
AUGUCAUCGCCAAUUGAAGACCCUAAGUGCUUUGUAAAGAGGGCAUUCACCCUGCUUAACGUAAGCGGGACGACCUUUUUGUUAGCGGACAUAGAGCGCUACGAAUUGCCAAUUCGUGGAGUGUUUCUAGUUAAUGCAACAGUUUCGCCAAAUUACCAGGUGAUCUUUGCAAUUGAAACCUACGCGAUAAUAAUAAAUUGCUGGUGGGUCUACAGCUUCGACACAGUCCUGUUAGGUCUUGUAAGGUGGAUAACAAUCGACCUGAAGAUACUCCAGCUGAAUUACCGGCAGUGUCAAUUUUUCUACGAGCCACGCGGUACCUUAAUGGUCACCCAAGAAGGAUUCAACGCUGUUAAAAACUACAGCUUCAAUGAAGAGCUGAAAAACGAGGACGAGAUCUACAACUUCGUUCCCUUUGAUGAGAAACAGGUUAAUGUCAAAGUGGAUUCCUUCUUAAAGAGAUUCACUAGUUGUCUUAGCCACCAGCAGCAGGUUCUUAAAAAUAUCAAAGAUGUCAACAAUCUGUUCAGCUUGGUACUUGCUAUCCAGACAAUCUCCAAUUGCACCCUCACUUGCAUGGGCCUAUUUGGAUUGGUUUCAAGCAUCAAGAAGCACAACAACCCGGCUAACGAUAUUGUUAUGCUUCAAAUUGGAUUUUUGAACCUUCUUUACUGGUGUUUCUUCGGUCACAUGCUGAUAAUCCAGCACGACUGCUUGAUAGACAGUAUCUACGAGUGCGGGUGGGAGGAAUAUGUCUACAACAAAGACUUUAUACAGGUAAUGAUAAUCACCAUUAUACACGGAAUGAGACCGAUGGUGAUAAAAGCUGGACAUUUCUUUGAUCUGUCAAUGAAUACCUAUCUGGCGAUUUUAUUGGAUAAUUUUUAUGGUCGUUUUGUUACAGGUUCUCAACAAAUCAUACUCCAUGAAAGACUCUCUAAAACUGUCUAUGCUUGCGGGUGGGAGAACUAUAAUGGCCGCAAAAUAAAGCCAGUUGUUGUAUUUGGGCUUUAUCAAACACUUACUCCCAUGGUAAUGAAAGCUGGGUACUUUUUUGUUUUUGGAAUGGAAACUUAUCUGUCGGUGAUCCAAAAAGCUUACUCUUACUUUGCAAUUCUCAAUACCAUGAUGACAGAUUAG